UAGCUAACUCCCAUCCGCCCCUAAUACACUGACAGCUAAAAUGGCGGCAGAAAACGGCACAGAACCUAACGAUGAAAAGGAAAUCCUCAUCAAGGAGGACGCAUUUCAGGAGAUUAAGGAUCUGAGUGGAGCUGUAACAGAAUGCCCAAAGCUCCAACAGUCCAAACUGACCCUCUAUCACUGGACGCAGUCUUUCAGUUCGCAAAAGGUACGCCUGGCCGUAGCGGAGAAGGGCCUGCGAUGUGAGGAGUACGAUGUGAGUCUGCCCCUGAGUGAGCACAACGAGCCCUGGUUCAUGCACCUGAACCCCGCAGGGGAGGUGCCCGUCCUCGCCCACAACGACAACGUCAUCUGUGACCCUGUCCAGAUCAUGGACUACCUGGAGCAGAACUUCAGAGAUGAAGGCACUCCCAAGCUGAUCCCAGAGGAAGGUAGUAUGUACUACCACAGAGUCCAGCACUACAGAGAGCUCCUGGACUCCCUGCAGAUGGACGCUUACACGCACGGCUGCAUCCUCCACCCAGAGAUCACCGUGGACUCCCACAUCCCGGCCUAUGCCAGCACACGCAUACGCACGCAAAUAGGAAACACUGAAUCGGAGUUGAAGAAACUGGCGGAGGAGAACCCGGAUCUAAAAGAUGCUUACAUAGCGAAACAGAGGCGCUUGAAACACAAACUGUUUGACCAUGACAACAUGAAGUACCUGAAGAAACUUAUGGAUGAGCUGGAGAAUGUGAUGGACCAGGUGGAGACUGAGUUGCAGAGGAGGGUGGAGGAGACUCCAGAGGAAGGCGGGCAGGCCUGGUUGUGUGGAGACUUCUUCAGCAUGGCGGAUGUCUCCCUGGCCGUCACUCUCCACCGCCUCAAGUUCCUGGGCCUCUCACGCCGUUACUGGGGCAACGGCAAACGUGUCAACGUGGAGACCUAUUACGAGCGUGUGCUGGACCGGCCGGCUUUCCGAAGGGUUUUAGGUCACGUCAACAACAUCCUGAUCUCAGCGGUCCUGCCGGUGGCGUUCCGCUUGGCCCGGAAAAGGGCGCCAGUGCUGAUUGGCUCCACGCUGGUGAUAGGAAUCCUGGGAGGAGCCGCCUACCUGGCGUUCCUCUACAUGAAGAAGAGGCUGAUGCUCAGCUGAGACAGCAGAGAGAAAAGGGCCAUGUUCCUCAGAUGGGAUGGGGGUCCACACCAUGUGAGAGAGAGAAGCAGAAAAAUUAAAGAGUGUAAAGAAAAUAUGCAUAUAUAUACGGUACUGUAUACAGUAUAUACAAAUGUAUAAAUGGAGAGCGAGGGGGGGAUAACCUUGAGCCAUGUUGCUUUAUAAGACACACAGCUACAAUAGUCAAAUCUGUACAAUGCAGUAACAUUAGUCUAUGCGUUUUAUCGUUUAUACAAAACUAAAGGGAGAUACAUUCCACAUGCCGUGGACGAUUAUCUCUGCGCUGUUGCUGAUUGCAUAAAAAAGCACUUUUAGUCAUUCACAUACAUAAGAACUGUGUUGUGUACGAAGCCAGAUAAGUUAAGAGUCAUCCUUUUAUACUGUGUUCACCUCACCAGCUGCUUUCUGUCAGAUCAUGUAUGGGAAUCUUACAAACCAAAACAGCUUACUUUUAUGACCAAAUACAGUACUUAUAAAACGCUAAAAUACCUGGUGGUGUGAAAAUGCAACAUAUUGCUUAGACCAGCAAUCUGCUAUCAGCAAUUCUGAAAGAUGCAUGUUCGUGUUUUUUUGACUGUUUAUCAAAACAUGAUCUGAACAUGAUUUAAACUGAGUGGAACAUUCAUUGUUAUACUUCAUAAGGGGGAAACUUACACAUGCUGUUUGAUACAUCAAAUCAGUACUCCAUGGCAAAACCAGAAUAUUAUUUUAUGCUGUUUUUAGCUUUAUAUAAUGUCUUAAAACCUCAUAUAAAUACAUUCAACACUGCUAAUCAUGGUUGGGCAUGGGUCUAUAUCCACCCAUGCCCAGGUUCCCCAGUGACUUCACAUGGCCAGAUGACAAGCUACAGUAUUACUCAGCUCAAACACACACACACACACACACACACGCACGCACACACACACACACACCCAUGGUCAUUAUACACUGAGUAUGCUUCCCACCUUGUGUCACGUCCUCAGUCACACAUAGGAGUGUGAAUACAGGAGGGAGCCACUAAAAUAAUAAACAAGAAGAGAUACUUUGUUUGACUGACAUUAGGCUAUGAACACCCCAAGCCAAUCCCAAUAUUUGUAAAAGACUUAAGUAUUCUGCCGAGGUCGUUUCAAGACGUGAUAACUUA
This is a messenger RNA of Osmerus eperlanus (European smelt), 2279 nucleotides long. It is a transcript of the gene gdap1, whose product is annotated as ganglioside induced differentiation associated protein 1. Gene Ontology annotation, cellular component: mitochondrial outer membrane. The transcript is spliced from 6 exons. Gene Ontology annotation, biological process: mitochondrial fusion; mitochondrial fission. NCBI's taxonomy places the organism in Eukaryota, Metazoa, Chordata, Actinopteri, Osmeriformes, Osmeridae. The record is from RefSeq and is a predicted model, not a curated record. The coding region runs from base 41 to 1135 and encodes 364 amino acids.